This is a messenger RNA of Colletotrichum higginsianum IMI 349063, 1863 nucleotides long. Its product is annotated as 4-hydroxyacetophenone monooxygenase. The record is from RefSeq and is a predicted model, not a curated record. NCBI's taxonomy places the organism in Eukaryota, Fungi, Ascomycota, Sordariomycetes, Glomerellales, Glomerellaceae. The transcript has 2 exons. Bases 1 to 1863 code for a protein of 620 amino acids. Gene Ontology annotation, molecular function: NADP binding; flavin adenine dinucleotide binding; N,N-dimethylaniline monooxygenase activity.
AUGGGCGAUCACAUUGAGACGGCAACACAAUCAGCAAGGACAGAAGUUCCAAGCAAGACGGAUGGAACGGGCGGCGUUGCAACCGAGACGCCCUCGAAAGGCGGACUGGAUCAGCAGACACUCAUCGACCGAACCGUCGACUCCCUCCUCACACCGCCAAAGUCCAUCUACGAUGACUUCCCCAUAAAGCUCGUUGAACGAUACAUCGACGAACCCAGAGAACUGAGGGUGGCUGUCGUCGGCGCGGGGCUCUCUGGAGUCCUCGCUGGAAUUCUCCUCCCGGCAAAAGUGCCCGGUAUCAAGCUGUCGGUGUAUGAGAAGAACGCCGAUGUGGGCGGUACUUGGUUCGAAAAUAUCUACCCUGGCGUCCGCUGCGACGUACCGGCCCACGUCUACCAGUCUACCUUCGACCCGAACACGCAGUGGACGGAGGAGUUCGCCCAGGGCGCCGAGAUCCGCAACUACUGGCAGGGUCUGGCGCGCAAGUACGACGUCUACAAGUAUCUCCAGCUCUCGCAGCGCGUUGAAGGCCUAGACUGGGACGACUCGCGCUCCGUCUGGAAGAUCACCAUCCGCGACCUCAAGACGGACGCUAUCUGGGUCGAGGAGGCCGACUUCGUGCUCACGGCCAUCGGCCGAUUCAACGCCUGGAAGCUGCCGGACUACCCGGGCAUCAAGGACUUCAAGGGCACCCUCCGACACGCCUCGAACUGGGACCCCAGCUUCGACCCGCGCGACAAGAAGGUGGCCGUCAUCGGCAACGGCGCCAGCGGCAUCCAGCUGACGUCGAACCUGCACAAGGUCGUCUCGCACCUGGACCACUACGCGCGCAACAAGACGUGGAUCACGGCGUCCUUCGCCGGCGACGAGACAUCCAUCGAGCCGAUCCCCAUCCCCGAAGACCUGCGCGAGACGUUCCGCAAGGACCCGGAGGCGUACCUCCGGUACCGCAAGGAGAACGAGGCCAAGUACUUCCGGCACUUCACGGGCUGGCUCAAGGGGUCGGCCGAGAACGACGAGGCGCGCGACAAGUUCCGCAAGUUCAUGAACGACCGCCUCACCAAGAAGCCCGAUCUCAUCGACGCGCUCAUCCCGGACUUCUCACCGCACUGCCGCCGCCUGACGCCCGGGCCCGGGUACCUCGAGGCCAUCACGUCCGACAAGACGGACUACAUUCAGACGCGGAUCCGGCGCAUCACGGCGACGGGCAUCGAGACGGAGGACGGCCGGCACCGCGAGGUCGACGCCAUCUUCUGCGCGACGGGCGCCAACGUCGACAUGGCGCCGCCGUUCCCCAUCACCGCGAACGGCCGGAACCUCGCCGAGGUCUGGCGGCCGGACGGACCGUACACCUACUUCGGCUCCGCGACGCCCGGGUUCCCGAACCUGCUCUUCGUCCACGGGCCCAACGGCAGCGGGCGCUCCGGCACAGUGCCGCACAAUGUCGAGAACCAAAUCACCUACUUCGCGCGGAUCCUGCGCAAGGCGGCGCGCGAGGGCAUCCGCACCAUCCAGCCCACCCGCAAGGCGGCGGACGACUUCACCGAGUACUCGGACGCCUUCUUCGCGACGACGGUGCUGGCGGAGAACUGCAGCUCGUGGUACAACAGCGGCAGGGCCGGGUCGCGGAUCCACGGCCUGUGGCCCGGCUCGGCGACGCUGGCGACCAUCGUGCAGCGGGAGCCGCGGUGGGAGGACUUUGAGUACGAGUACGUCGGGGACUCGGGGAACCCGUUCCUGUGGUACUUUGGCAAGGGGUGCACGAAGCAGGAGCUGGAUCCCGAGGCCGACGUCACGCCGUAUCUGAAGGCCGGCGGUGCGGAUGUGAAGGACGUGCAUGAGAGCUGGUGGAGCGUUCCAUAG